AUGUCUCUCAAAGUCGGUGACCAAUUCCCCGCUGACGUCGUCUUCUCCUACAUCCCAUGGGCUGAGGAGUCAGAGGAUAUCAAGUCCUGCGGUAUCCCCAUCAACUUCGCCGCCUCCAAGGAAUGGGCCAACAAGAAGGUCGUCAUCUUUGCCCUCCCUGGUGCUUUCACCCCCGUCUGCUCUGCUGCCCACGUCCCCGGCUACAUUGAGAACCUGCCCAAGCUCAAGGCUAAGGGCGUUGACGCCAUCGCCGUCCUUGCCUACAACGACGCCUACGUCAUGAGCGCCUGGGGCAAGGCCAACGGUGUCAAGGGCGACGACAUUCUUUUCUUGUCCGACCCCGAGGCCAAGUUCUCCAAGAGCAUCGGCUGGGCCGAUGAGGAGGGCCGCACCUACCGUUAUGCCAUUGUCGUUGACAACGGCAAGGUCAUCUAUGCCAAGAAGGAGCGUGCCAAGAAUGUUCUCGAGCUCACACUCUCACAAAUGGCAUCGACCCAGGCGCCCAAACGAAAAGCGCCAGCUGCCACUUUUUCCAAACCCAACGGCCACGCCCACAAACGCGCCAAAAGACAAGAUGCACGCUCCUUGGCUGUGCAGUCCGCCGAUGCCGCUCUGUCCGCGACGGGCGAGCUCGACGUCGCCGCGUAUGUCGGCGCGCGCGAAUACGAGAUCAGAGCGUUGGAGUCCGGCAUGGAGCGUUCAAAGGGUAUUCUUAUGAGCCGUGCUUUUCAGAAAGUCCCCAGAUCGCUGCGACGGAGGACAGCGAGCCACAAUGUGAAGAGAGUCCCAAAGAGAUUGCGGACAAGAGCCAGACGCGAGAUGUUAGAAGAUAAUACACCGACAGUCACUUCCCGCCGCCGUAAACCAACGAGAGUUUUGCGCAUCCGUCUCGAGACCGUCCGUCGUCUACAGAACCUGAACAAAAAAACAAAAGUCAAGCGAGCAGCAUCAAGACUCAAACGGGAUCAGGAAAACAAGACCGAGAACGAGACAUCUGACGAGAAACAUGGCUAUAAUAUUGCACCUCGAGUUCCGAAAAUCAAAAAGAACAAACUAUCCCAGCCGCUGCCUCCGGAUUCGAAAUACAAAAAGCGUCAACGAGGAAAAACGUGGCUGCCGACUCACCUUUUCCAUGCUAAACGUGCCCAUAUGACGCCCCCCAAGGAACCGCUUUGGCGUUUCGCAAUGCCUAUGACUCCGACUGAGAAGAGCUACCGUCCUACGCAUCGAGCUGCAGGGUCACGAGGAGCUGUUGCCUGGGAUGUGAGCUAUCUGUCUACUAUACAGCUAGAAGGAGUGCGGUCGGUACUGGAGACUGUCUUGAAAAGUCUUCACAUUGAGGGCGACGACUGCUGGGGACCUAAAGGAAAGAAAUGGAGGCAAGGAACUAGAACGCUCAGCAAAUGGGCUCACGAAGCCGGCAAAAAUUCAGAGCCGAUUGCGCCGGUGACUAUGAUAUGGUGUCCAGUCUCGGAUACCGGAGAUACUCAAAUGACCAAUGCCGAAGACACUUCUAGUCGAAGCAAGAAACAGCGACAACAGGACAAAAUACUCAUCCGUGUCCACCCGUCGGCAUUUUUACAGCUAUGGGAGGCCCUUAUCGCCACUUCAAAGCGACAAAAUCCUCCUGUGACCGUUCAGGACCUUCGUUUCGAUAUUGGGAGCAUAGAAAUCACCGGGCCUGGCUCUACCGAAGCGCUUAUUGCCACAAUGCGCCCUUUGAAUGAUUCAGACUCAAAGGACUCAUCGGAUCCAAGUCCUGAAACAACAUGGGCAUCGCUUUUGGGGGUCACAAAUUCAUCCUCCCUGCCAGCUGGUUCGCUUUUGGCGUUCAAUAUCAGUGAUCCCCGGUUACAUUACCCUCUCAAGCCUCAGAGGCCCCCGGCAUCCGAGUCGAGCAUGAAUGAAUUAGCGAACCUCCUAUCGAAUUGGCCUCCUGACCGUUGCCACACCCCACAUGCUCUCUUUGACCGAUCCGCACGGUUGAGCGCCAGUCGCUGUUUGCCCAGUCAAAAGGCAAUCAACCGCCGAAGAACCCUAGCAGGCCCUGGGGUACCAUUAAAGUCUGAAUCUUCUGAUCCUCGUAUUCCGGUUAUCGCUUUUGCAUCACGACCAGAUAACGCAUCCAAAGAGGCUAGUUCUACGGGUUCAUGGACGAUUUUACUGCCAUGGAAAUGUGUCCCGCCCCUUUGGUACAUGCUCAUGUUCUAUCCUUUAUCUAGCGGCGGCAAUCCAAGAUUUGGCGGCUUGAAGGAGCAGCGCCAACUGGCCUUUGAAUAUGGGCAGCCAUGGUUUCCAGGAGAUUACCCAGGAACUCGCGCUGGUCGGGAAUGGGAUCUCCAAGAAAGCGAAACACGGAAGAAAGAGUGGGAGAAGAAGCCGAAGGGCAGAAGAGUCGAGUUUGAUGGUAUUGACCUAGGUAACGGACAGACUGGCGAGCUCGGUCAGGGCUGGGCUUGCGAUUGGGAGAGAUUGGUCCAGGGGAGAGCCCAGCAGGAAACGGCCAAAGACACACAGGAGACCAAGGAGGACGAAACUGUCAAGGCCGAACCCCCGCCUUGCACUAACCCGAUUAAAUAUCUUAGGAUCGAGCCUAGGGUCGCAUUCAGUCUCAAUUCCCAGGCCAACGCCUGGCGGUUUCCUGACGACAAGCCUUUUGUCGCGACAGUCAAGGUUACCCUAAUCGGUCGUGGGACACCUUCUCCAUGUGCACGUAUGUAUAGGCUUCCAUCGAAUAACGAAGAGCUACGCAAACGAUGGUUGCUCGCGACAUUAUCAUCUCGAAAAAAUACCUCAAGCACUCCCCUAGACACACAACGACUGGUCUCAGAUUCGACGAAUAAACAAAAGGACUCACUAGCUACAAAGAACGAAUCUCUCCGGAAACUUGCCAAUUCGCUACUCGAGACGCCAUCGUCUCUCGAACAACAAACACACCUUCCUCUACCUUGCGAAGAAGAUUUGAUCGGCUUCGUGACAUCGGGCAAUUAUAACCUGUCACAGGGAAAGGGCACCGGAAUCGGAUCCAUUCUUGUUUCAAAGGUGUCAGGUGGCGUCCUCUCACAGUCUAAAAAGAAAUUAAACCAGAAGAAUAUGAAGAAAGCUUGUCGUGAAAGGAGACUUUGUAUUGUCCGCUCGGCUGGUGAGCGAGUCGGCAGAUUGGGGGAAUGGGAGUUUCGCCCCAGCAGAGAGCCUGAGCCGCAAUGGGUGCUGGAAGCUCCAAGCCCGAAGCUUCGGCCGGGUCGAAACAUGUUUUUGCAAGGUGAUGAAACGCCAGUGCAGUUUUCCGCCAACUUGGUAGAGGCACUGCAAUCCGGCACAGAGACCGACUCAACCCGCGCCAAGUCGCUCGAAUUACACAUCCAAGCCCGCGUCGCAGAGGAACUAGAGCGACUCCGACAAAGAGAAAAACAGACCGUCGAAGAGAUCGAGAAGCGCGUGGCCGCCGCACUACCCGAGCGCAGCACAAAAGGCACUGCGACUGCCUCCCCAUUUGCCUUUGGUGCUCCAGCCGGAUCGUUGAACCUCGAUGCUCCGCGUAUUCCGUUUGCCGGACGAGAGCAUGACGCUCCCUUGUUCCCCGUUGACCCAGCCCCUACUAUUAUCGCUCCAGGCACGCAACACCCGCCCGCCGAAGUUGAUGCGUCGCGCGAGACGGUUCUGAAGGAUAUUGAGCGUCUUCGUGGCAAGCUCGAGUCGAGGAAGAAGCUGACGGCGUUGGAUGACAAUGUGGAGCGCGCCAAGACAGAUGUUAUCAACUGCCUGAGGAUAAAUGACCGACGGCCUCUUGACUGCUGGAAGGAGGUUGAUAGCUUCAAGCAGGAAGUGGCCAAGCUCGAGCGGGCUUUUGUCGACAAGGUGGUGGGAUAG
This is a messenger RNA of Talaromyces rugulosus, 3870 nucleotides long. RefSeq lists its product as uncharacterized. The transcript has 9 exons. Gene Ontology annotation, biological process: tRNA 5'-leader removal; cellular response to oxidative stress. Bases 1 to 3870 code for a protein of 1289 amino acids. Lineage: Eukaryota; Fungi; Ascomycota; Eurotiomycetes; Eurotiales; Trichocomaceae. Gene Ontology annotation, cellular component: ribonuclease MRP complex; nucleolar ribonuclease P complex. Gene Ontology annotation, molecular function: thioredoxin peroxidase activity. The record is from RefSeq and is a predicted model, not a curated record.